AUGAAUCGUAUUUCAGACAGCAAAGAAGAAGCCACAAACAGCAACAAAUUAGUAAUUACAUUCGAAGAUAUUUCAAAUAUAACCACAAAAUAUGGACAAAUUCCCGAUGGUUAUCAAAGUUUAAUAUGGGAGAAUGCAUGGUAUGUUCAUGAAUCUGAAGCACAGAAUUAUCACUCUAAUACCGGUUAUGAUCAUGCAUUUACUGGUAAUCGAAAAUAUCUUGCAUACAAUUUUGAACCAAACAAUCCAAUAUCAAUCAAGAGUUCCAACUCACAACAUCCAUUCACUUUUCAUUCGUUUGAGUCGAAUUCAAUUCA
This is a messenger RNA of Adineta steineri, 317 nucleotides long. Lineage: Eukaryota; Metazoa; Rotifera; Eurotatoria; Adinetida; Adinetidae. The record is from the annotation of a GenBank genome assembly.